AUGUGGAACUCCAGCGCCGGUUUACCACCCUUUUCAAGGUCCUCAGACCUGUUCCUGCAGCCAUUCUGGGACCACGUCCGGCUCCAUCACUACCCUCUGGUCUCCUCUCCCUUCUUCCCAGUCCUGCUGGCCUUCUCCAGCUACUUCGUCUUCAGCCUCCCCUUCGCCGUGUUGGACCUCCUGGGAGACAGGGCGCCCGCCUUCCACCGCUACAAGAUCCAGAAAGGGAGGCGGCCCACGGUGGAGAUGAUGGCGGCCAGCUUUGGGCGGGCGGUGUACAACCACCUGGUGUUCGUGGCGCCCACCGUCCUCCUCAGCAGCUCUGUCAUGCCCCAACCACCGCUGCCUGCGGCCGCGCCCACCGUCCUGGAGCUCCUGACCGGCUGGCUGGGGAUCCUGCUGGUCUUCGACGCCCAGUACUACGUCUGGCACCUGGUGCACCACAGGAACCGGCACCUGUACAGGUGGGUGCACGCCCUCCACCACGACUACGUGGCGCCCUUCUCCUGGUCCACCGAGCACCUGAGUGCCGUGGAGCUGAUGACCGUGGGCUUCUGGAGCAACCUGGACCCCAUCUUGCUACGCUGCCACCCGCUGACCACGUGGGCCACCACCGUCAUCAGUAUCUGGAUGUCCGUGGAGGACCACAUCGGCUAUGACCUGCCCUGGACCCUGAACCGCCUGGUGCCCCUGGGGCUGUUAGGGGGAGCCCCGGCCCAUGACAUGCACCAUCAAAAGCCCAACACUAACUAUGCGCCCUUUUUCAGCCACUGGGACAGAAUCUUUGGGACUGCAUCCACUGCAGAGGCAGAGACUGAGAAACUCCUCCCCAGGAAGGAAAAGCUUUAA
This is a messenger RNA of Megalops cyprinoides (Indo-Pacific tarpon), 849 nucleotides long. Its product is annotated as cholesterol 25-hydroxylase-like protein 1, member 1. Gene Ontology annotation, molecular function: C-4 methylsterol oxidase activity; iron ion binding; steroid hydroxylase activity. Lineage: Eukaryota; Metazoa; Chordata; Actinopteri; Elopiformes; Megalopidae. The record is from RefSeq and is a predicted model, not a curated record. Gene Ontology annotation, biological process: sterol biosynthetic process; cholesterol metabolic process. The coding region runs from base 1 to 849 and encodes 282 amino acids. The transcript has a single exon.